AAGGACAGACCUGGGGAAGCUGCUUCAGCUGCGGGCACAGAAGGCAGCACUCGGGACAGUCUCCACCAUGGCCUGGGCCCCUCUGCUCCUCACCCUCCUGGCUCACUGCGCAGGGUCCUGGGCCCAGUCUGGGCUGACUCAGCCGCCCUCGGUGUCUGGAGCCCCGGGGCAGAUGGUCACCAUCUCUUGCAGCAACAUCCAGGGUAGUUAUGUGCACUGGCACCAGCAGCUCCCAGGAACGGCCCCCAGACUCCUCAUCUAUGAUAAUAGUGACAGACCCUCAGGGGUCCCUGCGCGAUUCUCUGGCUCCAAGUCUGGCAGCUCGGCCUCCCUGACCAUCACAGGGCUCCAGGCUGAGGACGAGGCUGACUAUUACUGCCAGUCCUAUGACAGCAGCCUGGGUGCUCCACAGUGCUCCAGGCCCCCAAGGAAGAGUUCCCAGAGCUGCAUCUUCUUCUCAUUUGACCUCAGUGUGUUUUUAUCUGAGGGUCCCUGCAGGGCCCCAGGCCCACUGGCUCCUGUGCACCCCCCUGGGGACAACAGGAGCCACCUUGCCUCCGAUUCCACUGGCAAGGACAGGCAAGUCCCAAGGUCUGGGGAGCAGAUGGCAGAGCUCCCCACUCAAAAAGUGUCUGGUCCACAAAACCCGCCUCCUCCGUCCUACAAGCUGCAGGUGCAGAGCUCCUUCUGGGUUCCAAGGUCUAACUCCCGCAGUUACACCCCCUCCCCAGCCCGGACAGGUGCCCUUAUCCCCAUUUUACUGAUAUGA
Messenger RNA from Lemur catta (Ring-tailed lemur), 769 nucleotides. RefSeq lists its product as uncharacterized. Lineage: Eukaryota; Metazoa; Chordata; Mammalia; Primates; Lemuridae. The record is from RefSeq and is a predicted model, not a curated record. The transcript has 5 exons. Gene Ontology annotation, biological process: immune response; immunoglobulin production. Bases 68 to 769 code for a protein of 233 amino acids.